AUGGGAAUCAAGGAUGCGUUUGGGAUGGAUGGGAUAAGAAGGCUCUUUGAAGACGACUCCUUUAUGGUUGAUCCUCAGGACAAAGCAUCGAUUGUGAAGUAUAUUUCAUCGCCGGACCUCAAGAAGCAGGUGCAGGCAGCAAAAAGCUUGAUAUGCAGGAUGCAGUGUGGAGAGGAUCUUUCGAAGCUCUGCAACAGCGUCAUAAGGGCAAUAGACACGAGGGAUCCUGAUCUCAAGAGAAUGCUGAACUUAUACCUUGUAAGAUACAUACAGGAAUGGCCUGCCAAGCAACUAAUAUGCAUCAACACGAUGCUGAAGGACUUUGGAGACGAAAACUGCGAGAUGAGGCACUGUGCAAUCCAGGAUAGUGGGCUUCUGGGAGACGGCGUUGUGAUAAAAAACUAUGUCAAUCCUCUCAAGGAGCAUGGGAGAAGCCCAUUGCCUGAAACACGAAGGAAGGUGGCCGAUGCAUUACGGAACUACUUCCGAAGAGAUUCAGAGCUGUUCUAUGGCUCUGGUCUCUGCGACCUACUGAAGGAUCUGGUGUUUGACGAGGAUCCUGGGGUGUGUGCAUCUGCGCUGAACAGUGUCCGAGUCAUUGAGGAGGAGACUCGGAUCUUGUUUACAGAGGACAUCCAUAAGCUUCUCAGAAGAAGCAUGGAGCUUGGGAGCAUGGAAGUUCUUGGAAGUCUUUUGGAAGUAAUGAGGAACAGGGCAGAGGAUUUUUCUGAUCCAUCUCCAUUGGCCAGCCUACUGGCUGCAAGCAAUCCUCGAAUAUUCUAUCUAGCAUCCUCCCUGGUUAUUUCGAUUGAUCCCUCUUACAAGCAGACGGUGUUUGAUCAUCUGAAGGGGUUUUUUUCAUGUGAUGAUGAGGAGCUGUAUCUUAUGCUUGACUAUGCUGAGUCUCUCCUCAAAGACGUAAGCUAUGACAAUUCCUGCUUUGCAAUCUAUCACAGCGAUAAGAAGUACAAUAAGAUAAAGAAGCUUAGGCUACUAUUCAAGAGGCUAGAUGCCAUUUCCGUGAGGGAAAUAGAAAACCAAUGCAGAGAUGAAGAGCUUCUUGGCGUGAUUCUGAAGGAGUCGCUUGAUGCAGAUUAUCUGAUAGAAGAGCCGUUCAGGUGCAUCCACAGGGCUGAUGAGAUGAUUCGAGUGCUUUACGAGGCGGACCAAGUUUCUGAAAGGUGGGAGGAGCUGAUAAGAACAUUUUUAAUGGGUGUGGGGGAGGUACAGGAAAGGCAGAAGUACAUUUAUCUUUGCGGAAGAUAUGUCCUCGAGGUUCCUCCCGGGGUCGUGAAUAUCCAGAACUUGAGCAUUCCCUCCCUCACGAACGAGGUCAUUAGAUUUUAUCUCAAUCUUCACAGAAGAGGGGUGCUAGACUUGGAAGAAACCCUGGUAUAUCUGCGCAUGCUGCAGAAGGGCUCGAGGGAUAGAGUUAGGAUGGUGAUCAGCGAGCUAAAGGCACGGGGGGUCGGAGUAUUUAAAACAUUCUGUGACAUCAAGAGAAGAGACCUUGGCAGUCCUGACUCGAACAGAGCUGCUUCUGUAAAGCCUAGGGAAAAGUCCAGCUCGAUACUCGAUGUAAAGCCGUAUUACGGGCUCGAGGAGAAUAGGCUUAUUGCCAACGAUUCUGAAAAGAUCUCCGAGGAGUUUCCUGGUGGAGAGAGGCCCGUACCUGAAAGAAGCCUCUCCUCUGAAAAGUGUUCGGGGAGUGUUGAUAGCCAUUCGAGCACGGCUGAAGAGAGCAGCACACUUCCCCCUAGUUACACACACCAUCCAGCCCUGUUCCUGAGCAAGCAUGACGAUGAAAAUGUCUGGCUGAGGUUUGCAGAGAGUAGUGGUAAAAUAAGCGGAAAAAAGGUGGGAGAAGAGGAAUCGACGAGACUGAUAGACACAAACGGAUUAAAGGGGAUUCUUAGCGUCUCCGAUGGAAAGGUUGUCCUUCAGGUUGACAUACUGGAAAGCCCACUAGUUAUUUAUUACAAGUGCAAGGGCAGACUCAACAGCACCAAGGUUGAUGGGGAAGGGACGUUUUCCCUCUUCACAAUAAACCUCUCGGUCGUCAACUCGAAGUUCAGUCUGACAAUAGGAAAGUCCACAUAUGGAAUCUACCUAGGGAUCAGAAGCCUGAUGAUUCCACACAGAUGUUCAAAGGAGGAGUUUGAGAAGGGAUUCCAAGAACUCAAGGACUACGUCCUUCUAGACGGGCUCGACAUCGAAAGGACGCAUCCGGUGGACAGCUACUCGUUCUCAUUCACUGUUCUUGGAUCAAGGUUUUACGGGAAGCACCUGGAUAACCAAGUAAUCCUGAAGGGUUCAAAAAAGCUGCUAGGACUCUUUUAA
This is a messenger RNA of Encephalitozoon hellem ATCC 50504, 2340 nucleotides long. Its product is annotated as vesicle coat complex subunit. The transcript has a single exon. Gene Ontology annotation, cellular component: membrane coat. NCBI's taxonomy places the organism in Eukaryota, Fungi, Microsporidia, Unikaryonidae. Bases 1 to 2340 code for a protein of 779 amino acids. The record is from RefSeq and is a predicted model, not a curated record. Gene Ontology annotation, biological process: intracellular protein transport; vesicle-mediated transport.